Messenger RNA from Linum trigynum, 1527 nucleotides. Lineage: Eukaryota; Viridiplantae; Streptophyta; Magnoliopsida; Malpighiales; Linaceae. The record is from the annotation of a GenBank genome assembly.
AGUAAGGGUUACUGCAAGGUGGAAGUGUUCAGGAGUACCGAAUAGCCCUUACUGCAGGCGCAUUAGCAAUUUUCUGGUUCUUCACUGCAGAAUGGUCAGCACUCAACCAGAUUUAGUAGAUAACGAAAGGUUAAUUAAAAGAAAAGAUUGCCCUUGAAGGGUUCAUCAAUGUUAUGUCCUUUUAGCUCCAAGAAGCUGGGAUGAUGAAACCCUACCGAACUGCCUUCAGAAGCCAAUAUAUCUGGCCUUUCUACCUGCACAUCACCUAACCAUCUUUUGAGCAGCGCAAACCGAAUGAAUGCACUUUAUUAACAAUUGCCCUCCACACCCUCCAUUACAAGGCAAUGCAAGAGGUGCUUGAAUUGCAGGGUAGUAGCUAGCUUGUUAGCAGGUAGGAAGUGGAGAUAUAGAAGGUGAGGUGAGAUCCAUGAUCGAAAAAGUAAGGGCAAAUUAAUCCAAAUGAAGCUUGCUUCUAUGAUACUUGCAGUACUCUCAUCUUAUUCAGCAUUAUUAUUGCUGCCCAAUCUUCCCAUUUCCACCGCUAGCGUCGUCCCUGCUUUCGCUAGACCUUCUUCGCCUUUCCGUCCUCUGUGUGUCUCCCAGCUAGCCCUGGCCAACUAUGCCUGCGCCAGCGUCAUCCCCACCCUCCCCUUCACCGACCCUCCAAUGCCAACUGCCACCUCCAUUCCCCAGCCCUCCGAGAUUCUCUUCCACCUGGCAGCCACGGAGGAUGGUGGCCGCCGUAACAGGGAUCCUACAACAGGCCGGGAAGGGGAAGCCCUAGGAGGGAGAGGGAGUAACGAUGAUGAUGAUGAUCGACAGAAACGACGACAUCAUCGCUCAUCUUCUUCUUCUUCUUCUUCUUCUUCUACUUCGCGGGAUGAACGUGGGUCUGGAGGGCGGAGAGAUGGGCACAGGCACCGCCGUGGGAGGCAUAGUAAUAAUGGGCAUGGAAGGCGGCGAGGGGAUGAUGAUGAUAACGAUGACGAUGAAGAGGGUGGUGGUGGGAUGGAGAGAGAUCAGAGGCCGGCUUCACCGGCGGAGAACAACUGCUGCAAGUGGGUUGGGGAUGUGGACGAUGAGUGCGUGUGCGAGCUGCUGUUCCGGCUGCCCACUUUCUUGGCUCGACCCAUCCAUGAGUACACCAUCAUUGUGAGCGAGUGGUGCAAAAUCACUUAUUCUUGCGGCGGAAGGCCUAGACCAUGAUUAAUACAUUGAAUGAGUUAUUGAUCCCCUCCCAUCCCAUAACAUCUGCACAAGUACGGAUAUUUAGUCCACGGGCACAUAGAACACCGUGACUUCCAGUCGGCUGAUAAUCCGAUUCAAGUUACAUCAACAUCUGGAUUGAACCUUCUUCCCAAAGAUGUUAUUGUUUCCUGAUUUUGGUGCUUAAUUUGCCGCGAAUAAUGUUGAGAUCUAUAGAAAAGCUACAACGUAGCUAGGGUUUAGGAGAAGAUGAAGAUAAGAAGAAGGUAGAUUUUUUUUUUUUUGACGAAAAAGGUGGUGGAAUGAAAACCCGUAAUGCGG